Molecule: messenger RNA, 1137 nt
Organism: Rhodamnia argentea
Lineage: Eukaryota; Viridiplantae; Streptophyta; Magnoliopsida; Myrtales; Myrtaceae
Product: sphinganine C4-monooxygenase 1-like
Exons: 2
Coding region: 177-953 (258 amino acids)
Biological process (GO): lipid biosynthetic process
Molecular function (GO): oxidoreductase activity; iron ion binding
Source: RefSeq, a predicted model, not a curated record
UCUCUAUAUUAGGAAGGGGGAGAGUUCUUCAUCGAGAUCCAGGACAGAGGGGGUUCGGCGGGGAGUGGGACGUCGUCGUCUUUGUUGUCUUGAAGGCCAGGUUUCCUCUCAUGCGAUCUCUGUGAUUUUGCGUCUAGCUCGCGAUUUUCUUCGAGGGGUUUAAAAAAAAAAAAAACAUGGGCUUUGCUCCGUCGGAUGAGUUGCUGGGGACGUUUGUUCCGAUCAUAGUGUAUUGGGUGUAUUCCGGGAUAUAUAUUCCGCUGGGAUCGUUCGAGAAUUACCGGUUGCACUCGAAGAAGGAGGAGGACGACAAGAAUUUGGUGUCCAAAGGGACGGUGGUCAAAGGGGUUUUUCUCCAACAGGCGGUUCAGGCUGUCGUUGCCAUCCUCUUGUUCACGGUUACUGGAGAUGAUGCAGGCGCUUCUGCAGGUUCGAACAAUUCCGUGAUUGUGUUAGCAAGGCAAUUUAUCACUGCAAUGGUGGUAUUGGAUACUUGGCAAUACUUCAUGCAUAGAUAUAUGCACCACAACAAGUUCCUCUAUAAGCACAUCCAUUCUCAACAUCACCGGCUCGUUGUGCCCUAUGCCUUUGGAGCUCUCUACAAUCAUCCCUUGGAGGGGCUUCUUCUGGACACAAUCGGGGGUGCAUUGUCUUUCCUGUUUUCUGGGAUGACCCCUCGAGCAUCCAUUUUCUUCUUCUCUUUCGCCACCAUAAAAACUGUUGAUGACCACUGUGGUUUGUGGCUUCCCGGGAAUCUAUUUCAUGUUUUCUUCAAGAACAACACAGCUUAUCAUGAUGUCCACCACCAACUAUACGGUAGCAAGUACAACUUCUCGCAGCCAUUUUUCAUCGUAUGGGAUAGAAUUCUUGGCACCUAUAUGCCAUACACAUUAGAGAAGAGAAAAGGUGGCGGCUUUGAGGCGCGGCCGACUAAGGAGUACAAGGAUGAUUGAAAUUUCCUGAUCCAGGCGCUUUGUUUUGUAACGAGUUGUUCCAUGUUUUCCGCCUCUAUGGUGCCACUUUUCUGAUAUAGUUGGUGUAUAUAUACUGCUGUGAGCUGUAUCUUCGGUCUCACUGUUCUACUACUGUAUGAAUUUUUUUUUGGAUAAUGGAAAUACUCUGGAAAGCUUGAGAUCC